Gloeophyllum trabeum ATCC 11539 is the source of this 1170-nucleotide messenger RNA. RefSeq lists its product as uncharacterized. The transcript is spliced from 9 exons. Lineage: Eukaryota; Fungi; Basidiomycota; Agaricomycetes; Gloeophyllales; Gloeophyllaceae. The coding region runs from base 1 to 1170 and encodes 389 amino acids. The record is from RefSeq and is a predicted model, not a curated record.
AUGGCAUCCGCUGGAGUGGUGCAGUACGACAUCAUCGGGGACGACGAUACGGGUAUGAGCGAAGCUAUCAUACAGAGUAUCCAAACAGAGUUGGAACGGAAUCAGACGGAGCUAGCGAGGCUGAGGCAGUUCCGCAGCCUGUCGGGCCUACUUCGCCCUGGCUCUAGGCUGCGGCAGAUGGAAUCCUGCCAGGAGCGCAUAACAGCCUUGCAGAGCAGGUUGGCGGAGGAAGUGUCCGCCAGUCGAGACCGCUCCGUCGCGGUCUCUCUCAGCAUUGACGAACUCCUUAGACGAGUCGACGAGCUGGAAAUCUCGGUGCAAGCUACCGGCGGGAACCAGGAUCCAAACAUCGCUGACCCGCAGCAUGACCACCACCAAGGCGAGGCGGAGGUACGCGCUGAAGCCGACCCUGUUCCCGUACAUGGGCGGGACAUGGUACGCGGCUUGCCGCCCUUGAGAUUCGUCAGACUCUUAACUGGUGUGAACGGCAUCGCUGCCGAAGUCCAGCCUGUGAGCUUUGAGAGGAUGCGUCAGAAUCCUGCCGGAGGCGUGAAGGAGGGCACAUCCCAGCUCAAGAAUCUUGCCUUCGCUGAUCCAGAUUCUCUUUAUAUACCCCACAGUUAUCUGCACAUCAAGAAUAUUCGGAAAUGUGGGGUUUUCUUCACGGUGGGAUUCUGCACGUGGAGCACCCUCCAUCGCGCUGGCGAUGAUCAACCCGAGAUCUGUGUUACACCAUCGCAGACGACGUGGCCUCGUCUGUGCUCCGUAGUCGGAGCCGUUCUUGACGCGAAUUGUCUUUACACGUCGACCUUCCGGAACGGCGUGGCGUUUUCGACUACGCGCAGAAAAAAUGUGGUCAACGGCACACCGGUCAAGCAGCCGCCGAAACACCCGCGCCUGAUACCAGGCAACGUACAUGUGGAAGUCUUCGAUGGCAGGAACGAGCCUUUCGAGCUAUCCCAAUAUCGCCAACUUCCACCGUUCCCCGGCCCAGUGCCACCGCGAACGGCUGUAGUUGUGAUAUACACCAUAUCGCGCUAUCAGUAUAGAGGCCCUAUUCCUGCUGCAGAUCUCACCUGGGCGGUUGGCUUCAAUGUGCUUGACGUGGUCGUCGUAGCAAAUCCACAUGAAUGCGUGUGGGACGGGCCUGUCAAUGACCACCAUGGCUAG